GGUGAACAGGCUCAAGAACAUUACAAGCUGAAGAUAGCAGAUGGCAUUAUUCCUGAACCGCUUGGAGGUGCACAUGCUGACCCUCUAUGGAGUUCUCUCAGGAUUAAAGAUGCCAUUAUUACGCAAAUGGAGGAACUGGCAAGGAUGAGUACAGAAGAGCUACUCGAACACAGAAGGCUCAAAUUCCGGUCAAUGGGAUUAACCGGAGUCAAAGAAGGUGCUGAGGUGGCGCCCGAAAGAAAACGCAACAUGAAACCGUCCGAGCUAAACGCACCAAAGUUUGCCGACUUAGAAUCCGAAAUUGAAGAUCUCAAGAAAACGAUACUCGAGGCAAAGGUGCCGUGGGACCCACUCACCAGCCAAAAGCUCGAGAAGCUCGAAGAUGAUCUCGACCAAGAAAUGACCAAAGCAUUUAUUUCAAUGGGCUUAAUCGAACAAAUCGAAUCUCUCAACUUAGAGCUCGCUAAAUCAGCCAAUCCCGAUCAAGCUUUGAACGAAGGUCUGAAGGAAAAAGCUGAUAAGUUGUUACACGAGUUCAAGAAAAAGCUGUCGAGGCCAGGUGCUUAUCUCGGAUUAAAGCAGAAGCUUCAAAAGCUGGAAAUGGUGAGCAAGCUUAUCGAGAUGAAAGAGAAAAGCGAGAAGGUGAAAAGUGAACUUAAUCAGAAGCUUUCUUCGGACGUAAAAGCUAAAAUGGAGUUUCUUAAUACGGCUAGAGAGAAGUUGUCCGAAGGGAAUGAAAUAGACGAAAAGCUUGUUCAAGAAGUUGAAGUUGCUAAGGAAAAGCUGGAGGAAGUUCUGAAAGCAGCUAACUUGCAGCUUUUGGGUACGAAAAAACUGGACGUGGAUAAUGAAUUUAGAGAAGAAAUGGCGAAGGUGAAUAAAGAGAUUAAGGAGGAGAUCGAGAAGGUUAUCGAAGAAAAGGGACUCGGUCGGAAAAUCGAAGAGUUGAAAGAAGAAGCUACGAGAGAUUCGACUUCUGAGAAAGUUAAAAAGCUGGAAGCUGAAGUUAAGGAAGUGAUUUCCGACGCGCUUAAGGACAGUCCGCUUAAAGAGAGGCUCGAGAGUUUACGGGUGAAACGGAGUGAGGAAGUUUUGGAAGAAGGAAAUGUCCCGGUCGAUAACGGCAGAUGGUGAAUGUAUACGUAUACGUGUAUAACUGUGUGUAACAACACUGGUAUUGUAUUUAUUCAUGUUGAGGUUUGGUUCUGUUAUCUGGUUUUUGAAUGUUCUGUUUUUCUUUUUGGAAAAUUCUGUUUCAAUAUUA
Molecule: messenger RNA, 1264 nt
Organism: Erythranthe guttata (spotted monkey flower)
Lineage: Eukaryota; Viridiplantae; Streptophyta; Magnoliopsida; Lamiales; Phrymaceae
Source: RefSeq, a predicted model, not a curated record